AUGGCUAAAUUUGGAUCCCGCCGCCUUCCGCACAGCGGUUCCUUGGGUGAGCGUGUGGAGAACGAAAAGGCAUGUACCGUUAUGGCAAUAGGUAGUAAUGCGAUUGAACUUGGACUUGCGGAUCGAGCUGGAAGUGGUACGGUCAAAACGUAUGAGAACUCGUCAAGUCAACAAACUCCUUACUACUACUACUACUACUACUACUACUACUACUACUACUACUACUACUACUACUACUACUACUACUACUACUACUACUACUACUACUACUACUACUACUACUACUACUACUACUACUACUACUACUACUACUACUACUACUACUACUACUACUACUACUACUACUACUACUACUACUACUACUACUACUACUACUACUACUACUACUACUACUACUACUACUACUACUACUACUACUACUACUACUACUACUACUACUACUACUACUACUACUACUACUACUACUACUACUACUCCUGCUGCUGCUGCUGCUGCUGCUACUAA
Molecule: messenger RNA, 504 nt
Organism: Penicillium diatomitis
Lineage: Eukaryota; Fungi; Ascomycota; Eurotiomycetes; Eurotiales; Aspergillaceae
Exons: 2
Coding region: 1-504 (167 amino acids)
Source: RefSeq, a predicted model, not a curated record